Necator americanus (New World hookworm) is the source of this 300-nucleotide messenger RNA. RefSeq lists its product as uncharacterized. The transcript is spliced from 3 exons. NCBI's taxonomy places the organism in Eukaryota, Metazoa, Nematoda, Chromadorea, Rhabditida, Ancylostomatidae. The record is from RefSeq and is a predicted model, not a curated record. Bases 1 to 300 code for a protein of 99 amino acids.
AUGUUCGAUGAAUUUGUGAAAAGGAGACAUGAAUCGUAUUUAAUCGAUUUGCCACCGGAUUUGAGACCUAAUGUGUUGCGCUCCAUGAUAUUGGAGGCAUUUAAAGGAAAGAAGACUAUUCGAACGAUUGCUAAACGUCGUAUUAAAGUAGCGCAAUUAUGGAAAAUCUGCAACGCUGUGGCUGCAAUGCUUCACGCUUACAAUAAUCGGAACAACCUCAAAAAUGAGGAGGGUGCUGCGUGUCUCAGGGAACUCAUGAACUUCUGCCAGAAGUACUGUUUUAGCGUGCCAUCAAUUUAG